Messenger RNA from Gambusia affinis (western mosquitofish), 1522 nucleotides. RefSeq names its product natterin-3-like. The coding region runs from base 47 to 1282 and encodes 411 amino acids. The transcript is spliced from 3 exons. The record is from RefSeq and is a predicted model, not a curated record. NCBI's taxonomy places the organism in Eukaryota, Metazoa, Chordata, Actinopteri, Cyprinodontiformes, Poeciliidae.
UCAGCACCAACAGCAGCGAGAGUCACUGCAGCUGGACGCUGUCAAGAUGAGGAGCCGUGUCCCCGCUGUUGUCCUGGCAGUUCUGCAGCUCUGCAGUCCGGCGCUGCAGUCCGACCCGCUGCUGCAGUCCGACCCGCUGCUGCAGUCCGACCCGCUGCUGCAGGGCACCAAAGAAAAACCAAGCAAGUUAUGGCUGAACCCAUCCUUUGAAAACGUGAUCCCGUCCCGAAGAGUCAGCAACCUUCCAAAGAUAGGAGAGAUGUUUGGAACCAAGAAGACCUCCCACUCCUUACCCAUGUUUAGCGAACAUGUCAACCUGAAGUGGGUGGCGUGGAGUGGAUCCCUCCCAGAUGGCGCUGUUGGGAUCUUUAACGGUUACACUGAGCGGACCGACUAUGUGUGCAAAGUCAACUGUGAGGCCGGUUUCUACAGUCCCAGCAAAGGAAGUUCCUGCCAGUACCCCUUCGCUGACAAAGAGUACGCAUCCUCCAAGUUCGAGGUGCUGGUCAACGUGGACCACUUUGAGUUCCUGAUGUGGGUUGAAGAUUCAUACGGUUCGGUUCCUCAGUACUCCAUUAGAACCUGCCCCAACUCAGACAUCUUUGUGGGUAAAAACAAGUACGGACUCGGCAAAAUUGUGACAAGACACGAGGCGUUCUUCCUGCCCUGGGAGGGCGAUGAGUACUGGUAUAAGAAGUACCAGGUGCUUGUCAUCAACCGAGACCUCUACAGCCAGCACAUCUCCCACGUGGAGUACGCCGUCGACCGGAUGGAGCUGUUCCACCAUCCGCCAGAAGCCCUGAAGCUCACCAAGGUCACCAACCUGGGGUGCCAAGACGUGGAGAAGACCGUAACACUGGAGAAGACCACCACGGUUAGGAAGACCUGGAACAUCGGCAGGGAGACCCGGAACGGCUCCGUGUCCACCAUGACGGCCAAAGUGCCGAUCCUGGCCCCGGGGAACGUGGACUUCACCAAGGAGCAGACUGUGACCUUCUCAGAGGGCACCGCCACGGUGGAGUCCAUCAGUCACACGGUGUCCGUGGUGCUGACGGUCCCACCCAACCACUCCUGUGCUGUGAGGAUGGACGGCCGGAAGAUGACGGCGAACAUCCCGUUCACAGCCAGGCUGAGCAGGACCAACCACAACGGAGAAACCCACUGGACCUCCAUCAGCGGCAGCUACGACGAUGUGAGCGUUGGCGAGAUCAGCGCUGUGGUGGAGAGGUGUCAGCCGGUGACGGACGCACCGCCCUGCUCCCCGAAGCAGAGAUCAGGCUGAUUAUGAAAUAAAACAAAAACAUGUCUCUCUACAUUUACCUACCUUCUAAGACAAAGUUUAAUUAAAUAAAGGAUUCACAAUAUCACCAUGUUAUCAGUGUCUUUGAAUUAAAGUCUUGGACGUACCAAGUCCUAAAGAUGAGGUCAAAUCUGGUCUGGGAACUGUAAGUUAAGUUACACUGUAAAACAUUAGUUUGGUCUAGUUAGCCUGCCGUAGAGAAAAAAAUGGGAUAAAAAAUAA